AUGGCGUCCUCACUACGACUGCAGACGGGCGCUCUCGUCUUACACGCUCGUCAUACCCCCCAUAUCGCCCAUUUCGUCACCGUCGGCUUCCAGCAACAGCAAUGCCGCGCCUUCUCAGCGGCAACACAGCGAUGGGCCUACCGAACGACGAAUUUCAAACCGAGUGGCGUGUCGGCACCGUCCAUGAAGUCGCGCGCGAAGGACGUUCUUAGACAUCAACUACCGAAUGAUAUCGGCUUAUUGCCGGGCACCUUUGUUCGGCCCAUGUGGAAGGAUAUGCCAUCAAUCUUCAAGGAUCCGCGGGACAGGUUCCAGAUGGAAUGGACUUGGCUGAAGAGUGUCUUUCAGGGCUAUGUUAGUCUCUUGAUGUACUGCAAGAAAGAUCUCAGCAACGUUCCAUUUAUCCAUAAACAACUGGCCAGACCACAGAUUGGAUCUUUCUCUAUUCCUUUCUUCCCGAUCUUCCACAGCGUGCCCCGACGUGCAAUUGCAAAGUCCCUGUACACCCAGAUGUACACCUACCUUGCCGAGGGCGACAUUGCCGGUAUCAACCGCAUCUGCUGCGACAAGCUUGCCCAGAAAUUGACCGCCCAAAUUCAACGACGUCCCGCCAACGAACGUCUCACCUGGAAACUCGUUGGUGACAAGUUCCGCGGCGCGCGCGUGAUGGCUGAUCGCGCCAUCAAGAUUCCCGACAUUGCCAACUCCGGUAUCCGCCAGAUCGUCGUCCGUCUAUCGUCCAGACAAUCCGUCAGCAAGACCACAACCGCUAGCCAGAACAAGAACACCCCAUCACAAGAGGUCACUCCGGCCGCCAAGGAGCAGGACUGCGUCGAGUACGUCGUGAUCCAGCAACUCAUUUGGCACGGCAAGCACGCCGACUGGCAGAUUUGGGGAACCACCAACCCAACCGAUUUCAAGACAUUAAUGACCGACCCGGCCUUCGCACCGGGAUUAUCCACCAUAGAUCGCCUCGAGGCCAUGAGGAGCAUGGGUCAGAGGUAG
Messenger RNA from Penicillium diatomitis, 1005 nucleotides. RefSeq lists its product as uncharacterized. The transcript has 3 exons. Gene Ontology annotation, cellular component: mitochondrion; mitochondrial inner membrane. The record is from RefSeq and is a predicted model, not a curated record. Gene Ontology annotation, biological process: protein insertion into mitochondrial inner membrane from matrix. Bases 1 to 1005 code for a protein of 334 amino acids. Lineage: Eukaryota; Fungi; Ascomycota; Eurotiomycetes; Eurotiales; Aspergillaceae.